Messenger RNA from Lachancea fermentati, 4359 nucleotides. The record is from the annotation of a GenBank genome assembly. NCBI's taxonomy places the organism in Eukaryota, Fungi, Ascomycota, Saccharomycetes, Saccharomycetales, Saccharomycetaceae.
AUGAGUUCGAAAAACAAGAUGGAGCUCCUGAAAAGGCUCCAGCAGGCUCGGGCAAACAAAUCUACAAAGGAGCUUUACGAUGACGAGUCUGACGGUAACGAUAAAGUAUAUGACUUGAUUGACGAGAAUGAAUUUCGCGAGCGAAAGCGCCAGGAGUUGCUACGCGACGAUUUUGUUGUGGAUGACGAUGGACUAGGGUAUGUUGAUAGAGGUGUCGAUGAAUGGGAUGACCGUUACCGAAUGCAGGACGACUCUGAAGAUGAAACUCCAAAUAAGACUGGCAAACGCAUUAAAAAGACCGAAAAGGGGCAACAAGAUGGGAAGGAUAGAAUAAAGGAAAUGAUUACUGCUCAGCAUUCACGAACAAUGCGUCUACAGAAGAAAGAACCACGGAAAGUUGCAGUUGACGAGUUCGAUGAUAUCCUCAACGAGUUUGAUGGUGACCUUCCUUCAAAACCACCUACUAGUGCCAACACCCACAAAACCUCGAUGUUAACCUCAAAGAGAACAAUCGGUUCAGAGGCUGUGUCUUCAGCAACUAAAAAAGUUAAAAUCGAUGAUCUAAGUCUGGACCCCAUGCCGGUGAGGUCUCUUCCCGACUCAUCUCCCUUGGCAUCGCUAAGAAACAAGAAAAGUCGCGAAAAUAAUGACGCAGCUGAAAUGCUAGUCGAUGUCUCUAGCUCACCAACAGCUUCCAAGAUGAGAUCUCCACACCUGGAACAGGAGAAUCACCUUGAAGAUUCUGAAAACGAUAGCGAUGAAGAAAUCAAGAUCCCCAGAAGAACCAUACGGAGUACAGCCACUGUGAGACAAGUCAACUUAGAUACUAAAUCGAUUUUUCCAUCUUCGCCAUUUGUUACAGCACCAAAUACUCCUUCAAUUAGCAAAACUGUACAAUCCAAAGCGGAAGAGGUUCUUGCAACACAUUCUUUGAGUGAAAAGAUUGGCAAAGAGGAAAUAAUUGAUCCGCAGAGCAAUUCAUUCAAGAUGUUCUGGCUCGAUUUUGCCGAAGUGGAUAAUUCCCUACUUUUGUUCGGGAAAAUAAAAACUCAGAAGAAUAAGUUGGUAUCAGCAAUGAUACAAAUUACAGGAUUAUACAAGGAGCUUUUUUUUCUACCUAGAGAAGGAAAAAAGGCUACCGAUGUUCACGAAGAAAUAAUUCCACUUUUGCUGGGCAAAUAUGGCUUAAAUAAUAUACGUGCCAAACCAGAGAACAAAAAAUAUGCAUUUGAAUUGCCAGGUAUUCCUAGUGAAUCAGAAUAUCUGAAGGUUCUUCUCCCAUAUCAAACUCCGAAGAGCAGAAAUGUUGCAAUUCCUGCUGAUUUAGAGGGUGAUACUUUUUAUCAUGUAUUUGGUGGCAAUACCAAUAUUUUCGAAAGCUUUGUUGUACAAAGAAAGAUUAUGGGCCCUUGUUGGUUGGAAAUAAAAAAUGCUGAUUUUGACGCCCUCCGCAAUGCAUCUCAUUGUGCAGUGGAUAUUCUAGUGUCAUCUCCUCAGGAUAUUGUUCCCUCUAAUGACAAGUUUAUUCCUGAUCUAAAUUGCGUCUCUCUCUCAAUGCAGACGGUAAUGAAUCCCAAAGAAAACAAACAAGAAAUAGUUAGCGUCACACUCGCACAUUAUAGAAAUUUACCCCAAGAUGCCCCUAUUCCUGAAGAUUUAUCAGCUGAUGAGAUUGUCACAUUGGUCAGACCUCCCGCUGCCAACUUCCCAACUGGUCUCGCGUCAUUGAGUAAAAAAGAGCUUCGUGGUCAGGUUCGUUUGUUCAAUAAUGAAAAAGCUUUGCUAAGCUGUUUAUGUGCAAUGAUGAAGGCUUCGGAUCCUGAUGUGAUUAUUGGACACCGGUUGGAAAGUUUCUCUCUGGAUAUUCUUUGUCAUAGAGCAUUUGAACUCAAAAUAUCAACAUUUAGCUGUUUGGGCCGUCGUUCUAGAAGCUCGUGGCCAGAUAAAUUUGGAAGGAAUAACUCUAAUAUGAAUCAAUUUUAUAUAAGAGAGUUGCUAUCUGGUCGCCUGCUUUGUGACAUUUCAAAUGAAAUGGGUCAGUCGUUGACUCCUAAAUGCCAGAGCUGGGACUUGGCCGAAAUGUAUCAGGUAACAUGUCAAAAAGAACACAAGACUCUGGAAAUCAACUACCAGACUUCGCAGUAUCAGAAAGAUGUAAAUUCAAUGGUACUGGCUUUACAAGAAAAUGUCACGCAUUCUCUGAUUACAGCAGAAAUUGCGUUCCGAACCCAGAUUUUGUCAUUGACAAAACAAUUGACCAAUUUAGCAGGUAACGCCUGGUGUCAAACAUUGGGUGGUACCAGAGCAGGUCGUAAUGAAUAUAUUUUGCUUCACGAAUUCGCUCGAAAUAACUAUGUUUUACCAGACAAGGAAACACAACAGAUGAGGAACCAGCGGCAACAGAAGCAAAGGACAGAUAUUGGAAUGGGCGAAGAAGAUGAUCAGAAUCAAAGUUCGUCAAAAAAGUCCAAAUAUCAAGGUGGUUUGGUAUUUGAACCAGAAAAAGGUCUUCACAAGAACUACAUUCUGGUCAUGGAUUUCAAUUCUCUUUACCCUUCAAUUAUUCAAGAGUUUAACAUAUGCUUCACAACUGUUGCAAGAGACCCAAAUAAAAUUGAUGAGCUUCCUGAAGUACCUGCUUCUGAAAAAGAACAAGGUGUCCUACCGAGGUUACUUGCUAAUCUUGUCCAGCGUCGUCGUGAGGUGAAGAAGCUGAUGAAAACAGAAACCGAUAGCCAUAAAAAAGCUCAAUGUGACAUUAGACAACAAGCUUUGAAACUGACUGCCAAUUCUAUGUACGGUUGCUUGGGAUAUGUUAACAGCAGAUUCUAUGCAAAGCCACUGGCAAUGCUUGUUACCAAUAAGGGAAGAGAAAUUUUAAUGAACACAAGGCAACUGGCCGAAAGUCUGACCCUAGCCGUUGUUUAUGGUGAUACAGAUUCGGUCAUGAUUGACACCGGAUCGGAUAGCUACGAAGAAUCGAUAAGAAUUGGCGAGAACUUCAAGAAGUUAGUAAAUGAACGGUACCGGUUAUUGGAGAUUGAUAUUGAUAAUGUAUUCAAGAAGUUGCUGCUUCAUGCUAAGAAAAAAUAUGCUGCCUUGAAUGUAGCAAUUGAUAAAAUGGGUAAGGAGCACACUACUUUGGAAGUCAAAGGUUUAGACAUGAAGCGACGCGAAUUUUGCCCAUUAUCGAAGGAAGUAUCAGUUCACGUUUUGAAUACCAUUCUCUCUGAUUUGGAUUCAGAAACGGCUCUGCAGAAAGUUUACGAGUAUCUUGAAGAUGUCAAGGAUCAAGUGGAGAAUAAUAAAAUCCGGGUUGACAAAUUCAAGAUAAACACGAAAUUAUCAAAGGAUCCAAAGGCAUACCCUGGCGGUAAAAACAUGCCUGCGGUGCAAGUUGCACUACGAAUGAGAGAGGCAGGCCGUGUCGUGAAGGCGGGUAGUGUCAUAACUUUUGUUAUCACGAAACAGCAAAAUGACGAUGAUCAAUCCAAUACACAGCUCUCACCUGCUGAAAAAGCACGCGCAUUAAACGAGGUGAUGGUAAAGAACAACAACUUGAUACCAGAUCCCAGCUAUUACCUAGAAAAGCAAAUAUUCGCGCCUGUGGAAAGAUUGCUGGAAAGAAUUGAGAGUUUUGACAUCGUGAGACUUAGCGAUUGUCUUGGACUUGAUAGUCGGCGUUAUAUGAAUCGAGCUGGAGCUAACGGAGAACUCAAUGGCAACAGUAUUGAAACAUUCCAACCUUUGGAAAGCAGCAUUUCUGACACAGAGCGCUUUAAAGACACUUCUUCUUUCAUUUUGCAAUGCCCCUCUUGCCAUGAGAAAUUCCCAUUCGGCGGAAUAGUUGCCUCUAACCACUACAUGAUGAGCUACAAUGGGGUCAAGUGCACACAUUGCGAGCAUAUGUUCACGCCCCUGCAAAUUAGUUGUCAAUUGGAAAGAACGAUUCGUUCACACAUUUCGCUAUACUACGCCGCAUGGCUUGUGUGCGACGACAGCACUUGUGGUAACAUUACGCGACAAAUCUCGGUUUUCGGAAAACGGUGCUUAAACGAAAAUUGCACUGGCGUUAUGAGGUACCGAUAUACCGACAAACAGUUGUACAACCAACUGUUGUAUUUCGCGUCACUGUUCGACAUUGGGAGAAACAAGAAGGAGGAAUUGAAACCUCUGUACCAUCCAGACGAUCCGGAUUUCCCAAGAACAAAGCUUUCCUCUUCGCAAAUCCAGGCGUUGAGCGAACAGAACCGCGCACUCUUCGAAACGCUUGAUUCAGUGGUACAGAAGUAUCUAAGUGAUUGUGGUCGUCGCUAUGUGGAUAUGGGUGGAAUAUUUCAGUUUAUGCUCGGGAACUGA